AUUCAACCAAACAUGUUCUGAUUUGGUGCCCGUGUUUCACAUAGUAAUAUUACCAGGAGACAUUAGCGCUACUUCUCUGUUGCAGUUAUUUUGGUGGCGGUACUGGUAUUUCCAGUGUCAUUUACAUCUCCCCAUCAUGAACACCCCUGUACUAGCCGAAUCCGUAAUGUUGUUUACUGGACAACGCAGGUCAUUUGUCCCCUCCAUCCCCUCUCUCUCUCAGAAGGAAGACAUUUGCUGGAAGCUGUAACAUGAGAGAAGAUACUUCAAAGAACACAGAGCUGGUAGUGUUAACGACCCAGGAGCUGCUGUACCUUCGCUGUCCUGACUGGCCCAAGGGAGCUGAGGAAUCAGCCUUUUUCGAGUGACCUUUCCAUCACCGAGACACUAGCCGCCCCUUCCUUCCCGCAACCCCCCUUCCCUUAUCUCAGCCCUCCGCCCCUAACAUAGUCUAACCGGCUACUUCUCUGACCUCAAGAACCUUUCUUCUGCUGUGACGAGGUCUGCAGUGGGGAGAAAGAGGAAACCAUUAUCUACGGCCAAUAACAUUAAAACGAAAAAAAAAACAAAAAAACCCCCACAAAAAUCAAGAGGAUUAAGCGAAGCAGAGGGGAUAUCCCGUUAUGUCUGAGCUACUGGAGCCCUAACCAAAUCGAGCAACCAGCAGACAGCAAGUGCACUUGCUUCUUUUCUGAUUCACAGUCUCGUGUUUUGCUGCCCCUGUGCAUUGACAGAAUAAAACGUUGCGUUGGGAGCCGUUAUUUAUUGAGAGAGGGAGAGGGAGAGGGAGAGGGAGGAAAAAUUGCGUUUGUGUGUUUCCCGUUUUGUCUCUACUGCUGUGCUUUCCCAGAGAGCUGCUUGUGUGGAAGACCGGAUUCCGGAGGCUUAUUGGGGAUAUAACCUACCUGUCUACCUAUCUGAUACCUAUUGCUGGAAUUCUCUUCACCGCACUGUUGGGACGAGAGAGAGAGAGAGAGGUAUAAUCACAGGCACAUCAGAGGAACACAGAGAUAGAGAGAAACUGCUGCUGCUUCUUAUUUGGAAGAGUGCUGAUGCAUCUCAGAGCAUCUAAUAAUUUGUGCAGCAGCGACAGCAACAGCGGUUCUAUCGCUGCAAAGUGGAUUAUACUAGAGUUCCAGUAACCUACUCUGAGUCGGAACCGGCAUCUGGUACUGCCCUGGCCCGGAUUUUACCUGAACUAGACCUGGAGAUAGAUUUGAUAACAAGUUGUUUAGUUGGGGAGCCGAGGAUUACAAGAGAUAUGCGGUCCCUCCUGUCAGCACUCACUUGCCUAUGUGUCCAGGGCAUGGUGGUGCUGUGCAGUCCACUCCAGAUAGGAGAUACUCCACCUCCUUUCACUGUCAUCUUAUCUCCAACCCAAUCCAGAGGCUCCCAUGCUGGGGGAAAUCCUCCAGUUACACAGAAGCAGAGAGAUCUGGAGCAGGAUCUAAACUCUAAACUGCCCAUACAGCAGGUCCUGGCAGACGAGAACGUGGAUUUCCGGAUUCACGUGGAGAAUCAGACGCGGGCACGGGACAAUAUGAGCCGGAAACAGCUGCGAGUCUACCAGCUGUACAGCCGCACCAGCGGGAAGCACGUGCAGGUGCUGGACCGCCGGAUCAGCGCACGAGGAGAGGAUGGAGACAAAUAUGCCCAGCUCGUUGUGGAAACAGACACGUUUGGGAGUCAGGUGCGAAUCAAAGGCAAAGCUACGGACUAUUACCUCUGCAUGAACCGGAGAGGCAAGCUAGUGGGCAAGGUGAACGACAAGAGCAAAGAGUGUGUAUUUGUGGAGAAGGUGUUGGAGAAUAACUACACAGCCCUGAUGUCAGCCAAAUACUCAGGCUGGUAUGUUGGCUUCACCAAGAAGGGGCGCCCACGCAAAGGCCCGCGAACCCAGGAGAACCAGCAGGACGUGCACUUCAUGAAGCGCUACCCCAAAGGGGUACCUCCAGACCCCCAGAGGCCCUUCCGCUACACCACAGUCAGCAAGCGGACUAAACGCAUCCACCCAGCCAGCCCUAGCUAGAGGGACCGGCCACAGAGCAAUAUUUUUUACAGCAGAUCAGCAACAAGAGAAAUACAUAUAAGAAAUGGAGAAGACAUGUUCUAUUUUUGUACUUUGUGGCUGCAGUACUGAGGAGAGCAAGCAAUAGAGAAAGAGGGUGGGGGU
Polyodon spathula (Mississippi paddlefish) is the source of this 2173-nucleotide messenger RNA. RefSeq names its product fibroblast growth factor 18-like. Gene Ontology annotation, cellular component: cytoplasm. Lineage: Eukaryota; Metazoa; Chordata; Actinopteri; Acipenseriformes; Polyodontidae. Bases 1262 to 2029 code for a protein of 255 amino acids. Gene Ontology annotation, molecular function: growth factor activity; type 1 fibroblast growth factor receptor binding; type 2 fibroblast growth factor receptor binding. The record is from RefSeq and is a predicted model, not a curated record. Gene Ontology annotation, biological process: animal organ morphogenesis; cell differentiation; positive regulation of gene expression. The transcript is spliced from 5 exons.